AUGCCCCGACGCCACAUCUCGUACAUGAGCCACAGCAGCGCGCUCCCCUCGCCGCUGCCAUCGACGUCGCUAUCCGCGAGCGAGACAGGAGCCGCCGGGGCGGACGAGGGGGGGCAGGGCGGAGGCCGCGACUGGCUCGCGGCCGCGCAGGCGGGCCUGCGGCGGGACCUCGAGACGUCGCGGAUGGAGCUGGAGCUGGUGCGGGACGCGCUGGCGGAGCUCGACGCCGGCCUUGCCGGGGAGCAAGACGGAGAGAACGGCAGGCGGACGGAGCAGGAAGAGAAGGCGCCGGGAGGGGACGGCGAGGAGGGCCCGGCCGCCAGCCUCGGCCAGCUCCGGGACCGCCGCGCCCUCGUCCAGUCCUGCCACGAGUACGCCGGCUCCCGGGCCCUCAUGCUGGGCGACCGCCUGCGCCAGGUACAGUACUGGGUGGACGGCCGGCGCGAGGGCCGCGAGGUGCCCGGCGGCGCGCCGGAGGAGUGGCACGCGGUCGACGAGGAGUGGCGGCGGUGGCUCGGCGAGCAGGCGGCCGCGGUGCGGGUGGCCGGCGACGCCGACAACGACGACGACGGCGAGCCGUCGUCAGCGUGCGCCCGCGACGCCGCGGGCGGCGAGGCCGUGCGGCUCUGGGGCCCGCUGCUCGUCGUGCUCGCGAGUUGCGCGAACUGA
Durotheca rogersii is the source of this 669-nucleotide messenger RNA. RefSeq lists its product as uncharacterized. Lineage: Eukaryota; Fungi; Ascomycota; Sordariomycetes; Xylariales; Xylariaceae. Bases 1 to 669 code for a protein of 222 amino acids. The record is from RefSeq and is a predicted model, not a curated record. The transcript is spliced from 2 exons.